Molecule: messenger RNA, 742 nt
Organism: Arabidopsis arenosa
Lineage: Eukaryota; Viridiplantae; Streptophyta; Magnoliopsida; Brassicales; Brassicaceae
Source: the annotation of a GenBank genome assembly
GAACACACAAUGUAUCUUUCCAAUGAACAUUUUUUUUGGUUAUGCUGCUGACAUUGUUGGAAUGGAGGUUGUGCAAAGGCUAAAUUCAGAGGUGCUGGAACUCGGACUUGGGAACAAUGAUCGACACGCUGGCAUGGUGAUGAGUUUGUACAACCGAGUUGCCAACCGCCCUGAACUUGCAUGUGAGUUCUUCUCAAGCCUUAGAUCCCCAGGCUACACUGCAUGGAGGAACCUGAUCUGGGCGUAUGCGGCAUACGAUCCAAUGAAGGCGAUAGCUGCAUUUGGGAAGAUGGAGAAAACCCAUAUCAAGCCCAAUCUUGACUCAUUCCGUGCCCUAAUGUAUGCUCAUGCUCAGGCUGAAACCAAGAAUGAAGAUGCUCUCAAAGUGUUGGUAAAGAUGAAGGAGGAGUACAACUUGCAGCCUAAAAUCGAACACAUUGGGUGUUACAUCGACAAACUGGCUGCAAAGAUCGAAUGCCCUUUGUCAAACCACAUCUGCGGCAUGAUCUUUGGGGAAUGCGCCAAGUCCUUACCUGCCGACAAAGGUUCCGCCAACAAGAUGCGCCAAGUCCUUACGCGCACGAUGCUUGUACAUUUUUUUUUUCUUAUGGUUAAUCUCCGUCCAAGUCAGUGACCGCCAAACUACAAGAUCACCUACAAUUAGCUUACCCACGACCGUCAUGUAUUCCUUUGUGUCCAAUUUUCCUAUUUUAUUUUUUCGCGAUAAAAAAUGGAAACAUGC